This is a messenger RNA of Nasonia vitripennis (jewel wasp), 1346 nucleotides long. RefSeq names its product importin subunit alpha-9. Bases 126 to 1346 code for a protein of 406 amino acids. NCBI's taxonomy places the organism in Eukaryota, Metazoa, Arthropoda, Insecta, Hymenoptera, Pteromalidae. The record is from RefSeq and is a predicted model, not a curated record. The transcript is spliced from 6 exons.
AAUCUCCAUAUUCUGCAUUAUCAUCUCCCCGUUCCGCGCAAACACUGUGUUUGUCGCUAACCGCAAAUCAUAACGACUUCUUUUGUUUACAUUUUUAUACGAAUUUAUAAGUAAAUAAAAUUAUAAUGGAACCUGUUGAAGAAAGUGUAGCAGAACCCGUCGAAAAAAUUCUAGAACAAGCCACCAACAAAAUUACAGAAGAUCCGGUCGAAGAAAUUUCGGAAGAAUCCAUCAAAGAAGUUUUGAAAGAACGUGUCAAAAAGGAAAAGCCGAUCGACGAUGUGACAAUACAGUUCAUUCGCAAUGAAUUACGAAGAGUACAUUUUCACAGGAGAAAGACGUAUCGGGAUAGAAGCGUUAACGAAUUUCGUACAGCCCUCGGAAAACAACUCUGUGACGUUGAGUACACAACAGAAUUUGUCAAAACUGAAGCGAUACAACUUAGAAAAAAAACUCUCGAUGCUCAAGCUUAUAGUGCACUUCAAAUGGCUUUAAUACAAAGUGAAAACCAUAUCGAUGCAUUUUUCAAAGUUGCCAAUGCAGUUCUAGCAUUAGGUAGAGAUCUUUCAGGUAGCUCGACACAGGCAAAGUUGGCAGCUGCAAAUUGCUGUUGUAAUUUAUCUUUGGGAAAUUCAAAAGCAUGCGCUGCACUCACUGAAUUUGUUGGACCAUAUCUCAUAGCUGAAUUAGAAAGUGCAAAUGAGCCUUUAGUUGAAGUAUGUGCCUGGACAAUUGGAAAUUUGGCUUGCAGAAGUUCAAAAGCAUUAAAAAUUUUACAUGCUCAAGCUUGCAUAAAAUCAUUAAUUGUAGUUGCAGAAAAAAGCUCUGAUGAGCUUCUCCCAGCAUUAAGUUAUGCAUUAUUGCGAUAUAUUUAUACAGGAUACCAUAUGAUAGAACAAACAGACAUCAUACAAGUUGGGGAAAUACUGGCUGCAAAAUACCCAAAAAUCUCUGACCAUGAUACAUUGUGGUUGCUGGCAUUACUAUCAUCUAAAGAUAUAAAAAAAUAUGAUUUUUUGAUAAAGUGUACUCCUGCCCUUUGCGAUUUCCUAAUUACAAAUUCCGAAGAUGAAAUUGAAAAUAUUGACAAGUUUACAGCUUCCCUAAGGAUUUUAACUAAUCUUGUAACAGAACCAACUGGAGAAGUGGCAAGUCAUUUAUUUCAAAAUGAGUUCUAUGUAAACAGUAAUUUUUUCGAAGACUUAUUAGCUAAUGAAUAUCCUCAUAUUAAAACUGAAACAUUAUGGCUUAUAGGUAAUUUGUACAAUCACCCAGGAGACGGAGGUCGGAGAUCACGAGAGGUGGGUCUCGGGCAGUGUCGUUUGUCACGUUUGAACUUGCGCUAA